Cryptomeria japonica (Japanese cedar) is the source of this 2021-nucleotide messenger RNA. RefSeq lists its product as uncharacterized. Gene Ontology annotation, cellular component: recycling endosome; plasma membrane; early endosome. Bases 357 to 1802 code for a protein of 481 amino acids. The transcript is spliced from 7 exons. Gene Ontology annotation, biological process: iron ion transport. Lineage: Eukaryota; Viridiplantae; Streptophyta; Pinopsida; Cupressales; Cupressaceae. The record is from RefSeq and is a predicted model, not a curated record.
UACAAGAUGAGACAAAUCCCAAUCCUCAUGGCAAUCCCAACUCCUUGAUAACGACAAACCACCCAAAUAAACAAACGAGGAAGCCAAUUGAAUCUGGUCUUGAAAUUUGUAGCUCAUGUUCAACACUUAAAUGCACUAAAUGAAAAUGAUAUAUUAGGAGCUCAGUCCAUUUCAGUAGUUUAAGGGCCACAUCUUUCUUUUCUUUUUUCUUUCUUUUUUACUGGUAUUCUUGUAUCUAACAUCUUGCACCCAAUUCAUCACCUUCAUUUCGUCAUAACAGAUCUGCAUUGAUUUCAGUUUCAACACAGAGUGCUAGACGUUGAACUCUAUAGACAUAUUGGUAAGGACUUAAUAGUAUGAUGACUAGAUUUCUGCUACUUUGGGUGUUCCUAAUUUCUUCAGCAGUACUGAUUUCUUCUGCAACUCUGCCACAAGCUUCUGAACAGGGUCCAGCUCCAGCACCUUACCCUGGAAAUAUUGGUUCAGGGGCACCUGCAACUAUUUCAAGUGUUCCAAGUCCUUCAUAUGCUCCCUCUGCACAUGCACCUGCUUUGACAAGCACCUUGGAAGAUUCGCUCAUUAUUUCCCCAUCACCUUCUACAAGCUCUUCACUUGCAAGUGAGUUUUUCUCAGCACCUGAACCUUCUCCUGAGGAAGUAUUUCCAACUACAGAGAUACCUGAAGAAUCUGGGUCAAAGAAUGUUAAAUGGUGUGCAGUAGGGGAUGAAUUUGUUAAUUGCCAGUACUAUACAAGUCUUUUGACGCCGGUGGAUGACUAUACCUGGAAUUGUGUAUCAAGGAAGACAACCUUUGAGUGUUUGGAAGCAAUAAACAACAAGGAAGCAGACCUCAUCUCCCUUGAUUCAGGCCUAGGAUACAUUGCUUUUAUGAACUACUCUAUGAAGGCUAUAAUGGCUGAAGAGUACUGCUAUCAAGAUACUUCAUAUGAUGCUGUUGCCAUUGUCGAGAAAAAAAUGUGUAAUAGGAAAGGAGAUUUGAGCUUGAAAGAUUUCAAGGGCAAGAAAUCUUGCCAUGGAAACUAUUUGACAGCAGCUGGAUGGAACUAUCCAGUUAACUAUAUUUUGAGCUCCAUUUUACAAAAUCCAUCUGAAAAUAUUUUUUCUACAAGAACAGAUGAAGAUCUGAUGUCCAGUUUUUUCUCUGCAUCCUGUGCCCCCUCAGAAUUAGAAGGAAGAGGUUUGUGCAGUGCUUGUGGUAAUAAAAGCACAUGUUCUGUAGACAAGACAUACUCUGGGCAUUCAGGAGCUUUCCGGUGUCUUGUAGAGGAAAUUGGAGAUAUUGCAUUCUUAAAGGCUGAUACUGCCCUAUUAUAUUCUUCAGAAGGCAAGAAUAAUCAAUCCUGGUCAACAAAAUCAGUCACUGAUUUCAUGUACCUCUGUCCACACGGAGGUUGCAGGGCUAUCAAUGGCUUUCCUGGGGAUUGCAAAUUUGGUUCAGUUCCAGCAAAUACAAUAAUGACGAGGAACUCUCUUCCACAUUCAAAGAAAUUGGCUAUUGUGCAUACAUUAUUAAAUGCAAGUUGGACAGAUGUCCUAUAUAGUGGCAAGAAUUGGGCUGAUCAUCUGCUUUCUUCCAGAUUCUUCAGCGGCAUUCGCCACAUGUCAUCAUUUAUGGAUCCUUGCUGCUCUUAUAUCAAUAUAUAUUGCCUUCUAGUUGAUGAUGGCUUCAUUUUUUACAUGUUUCUAUGGCAUUUCAUGGAGCUCUUUUGUACAAGGAAAUCAUGGGGGGAUAUUAAGAUGUCUGUGAUCUCACAUGUUUUGAACAUUUUGGGAGCUGAUUAAUUGUGGCAUUUUACCCAUUACAAGCCACACCAUUUUGAUCUUUAAGCUGCUACAAAAGAGUCCUGGCCUUGAAAGAAGCUGCAUUGCAUUAACUGAUUAACACAAGUGUAGCUUCUCGCUUCUCAGUGAGCUGUUAAUAUAAAAAUGUAAAAGACUAUGCAUUUAUGGGCCAAUGUUUGAACUUUGAACAUCAAUUUUGAAUCUUACUGCUCUUGAAGA